Messenger RNA from Asparagus officinalis (garden asparagus), 1701 nucleotides. RefSeq names its product protein FAR1-RELATED SEQUENCE 5-like. The coding region runs from base 1 to 1701 and encodes 566 amino acids. NCBI's taxonomy places the organism in Eukaryota, Viridiplantae, Streptophyta, Magnoliopsida, Asparagales, Asparagaceae. The record is from RefSeq and is a predicted model, not a curated record. Gene Ontology annotation, biological process: regulation of DNA-templated transcription. The transcript is spliced from 4 exons.
AUGACUAUGGUUUACUAUCUACGACAAGUUUUUUUCUCUCAGGCAUCCGAGCAUGAGCAGAAUGUUGAUGAACCUAUUGGCGUUGAAAAUGGUGAAGGUAAUUUUGUUGUUGAUCCAUAUAUUGGAAUGGAGUUUUCUACUCAUGAGGAAGCUUAUAAUUUCUACAAUGCAUACGCUAGACUUAAGGGAUUUGGUGUUCGCAAGGGUCACACAACUUGGUCUAGAAAGAAAGAUGCAAUCAUAUCUAGAAUAUAUGUAUGUGACAAGGAAGGUUUUAAAUUUUUAAAAGAUAAAAGAGAAGAUGGUCGGAAUGUAGUUCGAAAGUUCGAUACAAGAUGUGGAUGCAACGCAAGGAUGGUUAUUGGACUUGAUAGAAGCACUGAAAAAUGGGUGGUCCGAAAUUUAAACAUUAAUCAUAAUGGUCAUCCAUUAACCACCCCAAAUCGGGUAAAGAAGCACUACUCACAUCGGACACUUCAUCGAGCUCAAUCGACAAGAAGGUUGAUAGAUACUGUUGACAAUCAAGGUUUACGGCAUUCUACCAUUUGUAAGUUUGUAGACGUUGCUCAUGGAAAUGAGCAAGGCUCUCUCACUCAACAAGAAUGCCAAGCACAACUUAGAAUUAAACGAAAAAAUAAUGUUGGUCAUGAGUGCGUGAGCAUAGUUCAUCAAUUUCAAGAGAAAAAGGUAUCUGAUCCUCAAUUUUACUUCGCACUUGAUUUAGAAAAUGAUGGGACGACGAGAAGUGUUUUUUGGAUGGAUGGUAGGUCGAGGACUUCUUACUUGCAAUUUGGAGAUGUUGUUUGCUUUGAUGUUACAUAUAGAACGAACAAUUUAAAAUUGCCGUUUGCACCAUUUACGGGCGUUAACCAUCAUCGACAGUCUACUCUAUUUGGGUGUGCGUUACUGGCCGAUGAAACGGAGGAGACGUUUAUAUGGUUAUUUAGCCAAUGGUUAAAAUGUAUGUCGGGUAUAGCACCAGUAACAAUCAUCACUGAUCAAGAUAAAGCUAUGUGUGGUGCUAUUCACAAAGUUUUUCCUAAAACUCGCCAUCGCUUUUGUUCUUGGCACCUUCGUAGGAAUGCCUUACAAAAUCUUCAAUCAAUGCAUAAUGAUUAUGGUGAGGAUGUUGGUGUAAAGUAUAACAAAUGGUAUUGGAGUAAAUCGGAAGAAAAAUUUGAAAAGCGUUGGGAAGAAAUGAGGGACAAAUAUGGUGCAGAUAAAAGGAGUUGGUUAAAAGAACUCAAGGAUAGUUACUCCAUGCUUCAUGAGAGGUUGUCGAAGGAUGGCGCAAGUGCUACUUAUGCCGUUUGGAAUAUAGAUCGCGAGGCUGAGAGCAAAAAGACGGUAAAGCAUCAUGUUGUUUUCGAUGCAUCCAAAGAUAAAAGAAUUAAGUGCUCUUGUGAGAAAUUUGAGAUGGAAGACUCAUUUUUUGAAGAAGUUGGUGCUUACAAGAAAGAAAAAGAACUUAACGAUAAUGGAAAUGAGAGCAAUGCCAGCAAUAAGAUGCCUACUUCAUCCAUACCCAUCUCUGUAGAGGAAGCAACUCAAAUCACUAUUCGUGAUCCAGAUAAGCCUAUUGCCACGAAGGGACAACCAACACAAACUACUAGAAUUAAGUCUGGAAUGGAGAUAGCACAAGAAAAGGGUAUAAAAAACAAAGAUUUUGUGGAUUUUGUAAGGGAAAAGGACAUUAUAUAA